AAUCAAUACAACCUUUAUAUUCCACUACAACCUCCACUCACACACACUCAAUUUCACACAGUAUAUUCACUGUGAUUUCGAAUUUUCGAUCACCACAGGAUCAACAAUGGCCAGCGUCGGUGAAUCAGACAAAUAUCUACUCAACCGCCACAAGGAGAGCCACUUUACAGCCGGUGAAAUCGUCCGUACUGACGUCAUCAUCGGCGUUUCUGACGGUCUUACGGUGCCGUUUGCUCUUGCAGCAGGACUUUCCGGUGCUAACGCUUCAUCUUCAUUUCUUACUGGUAUAGCGGAGGUUGCUGCCGGUGCGAUUUCGAUGGGACUCGGCGGGUAUUUGGCUGCAAAAAGUGAAGCUGAUCAUUACACUAGAGAGCUACAAAGAGAACAAGAAGAAAUUGAUACCAUACCUGAUACAGAGGCGGCUGAAGUGGCGGAGAUACUGGCGGAGUAUGGGGUGGAGCCGCAUGAGUACGGGCCGGUGGUGAAUGCUCUCAGGAAGAACCCGAAAGCAUGGCUUGAUUUCAUGAUGAAAUUUGAACUUGGGCUCGAAAAGCCUGAUCAAAGAGCACUUCAAAGCGCGUUCACCAUAGCAGUUGCAUACAUAUUGGGUGGGUUGGUUCCACUUUUCCCUUACAUGAUCAUCCCAGUGGCUCAAAAAGCCGUGGUUGCCUCGGUUAUUGUCACCAUUUUAGCGUUGUUGAUCUUCGGAUACGCCAAAGGCUACUUCACUGGUAGCAAACCAGUGUGGAGUGCCUUGCAAACAGCCCUAAUUGGAGCCAUAGCGUCCGCAGCUGCUUUUGGCAUGGCUAAGGCUGUACAAGGGUAGCUAACCGUUUUCUUGAUAUUGUUUCUGUUUUGAUUCGACUUUAAAAGUAAAAUUGUUGUUUCUUGGACUUUGGAUAUUAAAAUUUGGGCUCUUUGGAAAAUGGCUUGUUAUGUUAUCCUAUA
Molecule: messenger RNA, 948 nt
Organism: Helianthus annuus (common sunflower)
Lineage: Eukaryota; Viridiplantae; Streptophyta; Magnoliopsida; Asterales; Asteraceae
Product: vacuolar iron transporter 1
Biological process (GO): intracellular manganese ion homeostasis
Cellular component (GO): vacuolar membrane
Molecular function (GO): iron ion transmembrane transporter activity; manganese ion transmembrane transporter activity
Source: RefSeq, a predicted model, not a curated record